AUGUUUGAAAAACGGAUAUACGAAAAAGCUCAAGAAGAUCUGCAUAGAAUUGAUAUUUAUCGUGAUACCCCCAUACGACUUCUCGGAUAUGCAAAUGAAGUUGGAGAGGCAUUUCGUGCUUGGGUACCAGUGAAUGUGGUUCGUUUGUCCUAUGUCUUUGCUAUGGGUUAUGUUUUUGCUGACACAGCGGACAAAAGUCGUAGAACUUACGCGUCGAAAUAUUCGAAUAAUAAAGAACGCUAUCAGGCUGUCGCCUUUCGAGCAGCUGAUACUUUGAUGUGGCAGACAUUGGCAUCUGUUGUGAUCCCUGGAUUUACUAUCAAUCGAAUGUGCUAUCUUACAACAAAGGUGCUUAACUGGACGACGAGAAUACCUGUGAAAGCACAGAAGUUAACAUCAACUGUGUUAGGAUUAUGUAUGAUUCCAUUCAUCGUGAAACCAAUCGAUACUGCUGUUGAAAUUGGAAUGCAGUCCUCAGUGAGGAAGUUUUAUUCAGAAGUGUUUGUGGAAAACUAA
This is a messenger RNA of Thelazia callipaeda (thelaziosis nematode), 516 nucleotides long. NCBI's taxonomy places the organism in Eukaryota, Metazoa, Nematoda, Chromadorea, Rhabditida, Thelaziidae. The record is from the annotation of a GenBank genome assembly.